Messenger RNA from Volvox carteri f. nagariensis, 676 nucleotides. RefSeq names its product ribosomal protein S27A component of cytosolic 80S ribosome and 40S small subunit (gene rps27A). Gene Ontology annotation, biological process: translation; protein ubiquitination; modification-dependent protein catabolic process. Gene Ontology annotation, molecular function: protein tag activity; structural constituent of ribosome; ubiquitin protein ligase binding. The transcript has 4 exons. Lineage: Eukaryota; Viridiplantae; Chlorophyta; Chlorophyceae; Chlamydomonadales; Volvocaceae. The record is from RefSeq and is a predicted model, not a curated record. Gene Ontology annotation, cellular component: nucleus; cytoplasm; ribosome. The coding region runs from base 41 to 586 and encodes 181 amino acids.
GUGCAAGGAAGGCACUGAUAUCACUGCCGAGUGCCGUAGAAUGCAGAUUUUUGUCCGGACCGACCGGACUCACCUCCUUGAGGUGAGUCCGGCACAGACCGUCGCCGAUGUAAAGGCUGCUGUGGAGGCCAUUCAGGGCCUGGAGGCAGCUGAGCAGCGCAUCCUGUUGAAUGGCGUCCAGCUGGAGGACAGCCAGGUGCUGGCUGAGGCUGGUGUCAGCGACGACAGCACGCUGAUGUGCCUGCUGCGCCUCUUGGGUGGUGCCAAGAAGCGCAAGAAGAAGACGUACACCAAGCCGAAGAAGCAGAAGCACAAGCACAAGAAGAUUAAGCUCCGGGUGCUGAAGUUCUACAAGGUGGACGACUCGGGCAAGGUGCAGCGUCUGCGGAAGCAGUGCCCGAACUGCGGCCCCGGCACUUUCAUGGCAACCCACUUCGACCGUGUGUACUGCGGCAAGUGUGCCAACACCUUCGUCUACGAGGGUGGAGCUCCGGCGGGUGCCCCGAAACCCAAGCCGGCCGCUGCACCCGCUGCUGCUGCUCCUGAGGCUCCAGCCGGCAAGGGUGGAAAGAAGGGCAAGAAGUAGGCUUUUAUAUGAGGCACUAAGGCACUACUAAUUGCAAUUCCCCUGCUCCUUUAGAAGCGGAGUUUUUAUGUAACAGCCUGGCAUAAAUCC